Molecule: messenger RNA, 1894 nt
Organism: Photinus pyralis (common eastern firefly)
Lineage: Eukaryota; Metazoa; Arthropoda; Insecta; Coleoptera; Lampyridae
Product: maternal protein tudor-like
Exons: 4
Coding region: 97-1323 (408 amino acids)
Source: RefSeq, a predicted model, not a curated record
GUUGGCAAUUCCGAUUUGUUUGCGCGGUAAAAAGUGGUAUAACCUAUAAAUAAAAGAAAAGUUAUUAGGUGUGUUGUGCAAAGCAAAUUUGAAAAAAUGGACCAACAACCGACGUGUUCCAAAUACACACACUUCAAUGAGGAAGAUGAAAAGGUGGAAGAAACAAAGCCACUGUCUCGCUACACUAUGUAUAUUUUGCCAAAGCAUAGUGUACACAAUGUAUAUGUAUCGUAUGCUGGAAAUGGCCCACAUGAAAUCUGGAUUCAGCUAGACUCUGCUAAGCAAAUAUUGUCGGUGUUGGGGGAGAAACUUAGCAAGAUCCCUUUACAAACGUUAAAAUAUAAACCAAAGAUUGGAACAGCAUGUAUAGUCAAGCGCUACAAAAGUACUUUGAGGUCUAGAGGAAUGGUUGUUGAUAUUCGGGCCAAUUGUACUUAUAUGGUAUUAUUCGUUGAUUAUGGUAAUACUGCCUACUUUUCUUGGGACGAAAUGUAUACAAUACCAAGUAGAUUUAUACAACCUAAAGUAAUGGCAAUGCGAUACACGUUAGCCGAGUCACAAACAUUACAGCUGACGUCUGAAUCCUUGCAUGCGUUCAGGAAAUUUUGUAACAAUAAAUUGUUGAAGAUGUUGGUCGUAGAAGAAGGUACACUUGAGAGUUUACCUUUAUGUAAACUUCGCUUUGGCAAUGUGACUGCCAUAGACAUUUUAAAAAGCAACCUUAUGCUCAGGUAUCUUCCACGUGCAGCACCAGAUGUUGCCACUGAUGUAACAAUAAGCCAUGUAAAUAACUGUGGCGAUUUUUAUAUUCAAGAAAAAUCUAGCAUAAGUGAAUUGCGUAAAAUAAAUGCGAUAGUGCAACAAAACUGCCGUACUGCUCCAACGAUUCAUGGUUCACAAUUAUCGGAGGGUUUGCCAUGUUGCGCAGUGUCUCCGGUGGACAAUAAGUGGUAUCGCACAAAAGUUUUGUCAAAUAUCAACGAUGUUGUGAAAGUUUCUUACAUAGAUUAUGGUGACAAGCAUACAGUAAAACUUACUGACUUGAGAAUGCCGCGCACAAAUCGACUAACGACCACAUGCCCGUUUGCCUUAAAAUGCUCAUUGUCUGGCUAUGACGAUAGAAAAGAUAGUCCCGCUAAUGGCGCAUUAUAUAAACUAAUUGCCGCGAGGGAAUUUAAAAUGAGAGUUGUCGCCUAUAAAAAUGCAGUACCUCAAGUCGAGCUUUUAGAUGAAGAGGGUCAUAGUGUAACAGAGGAACUGGAGAAGGAAUUACAUUCACUUUCUUUAGGAUCUGUACCAGAAGAAGAUCAGACAGAGGAAUAAUUUUGUCUUGCUUCCACGUGAACAAAAUCCAGAAGCCUACAAAAACGAACCCUUAACAAUGACACGAAUUGUCAUUUUGAGUUUAUUAUGUUUUGAUUAAACUUCGAAGAAAUUUGCCAUGGUUGCAAAAAUCUUGGACUUCUAUUCUUUAAGUGUUUUAAACAGUUUGUUAUCUUUUCUUAUGGUUUUUGCGUGCCAAAGCAAAAAUGGUACGCAACAUUUUUGUCAACGUGCUUCAAGUCAUGGUUAGACGUCAUCGAUAUCAGCGUAGUAGGACUUGGAUUAGAUUUCCAAACUUGAAAUGGGAAAGAUGUCGCUUUGGUACAGGUGUGAGCCAUAACUGUGACUUUGGAGUGGGUUAGAAGCGUCAGUGCUGUUUUUAGUUAUUUAUCUAUCAAAGUUCCUUAAAUUUUUUUAUAUAUUAAUAUUAAAUAUUGUUGAUGUUUAUAUUUAGGUUUAGUUACGUUGGUCAAUGUUUUUUGCUAUUAAUAUGAUUUGUAAUCGUUACUCCAAUUCGUUAACAAUAUUGGAAUUUCUCCACCUUUAUAAUACAUUCAUCUGAUUAAAUAUU